AUGAGGGACAGGUUGGCCGAUUUGGCAGCGGGCAGGAUUCACGAUGAAGACGAUGUCACUGUUGCCGUGGAGAGAGAUGGCUUCAUGGAGGACUUCUUCAGAAAGGUGGAGGAGGUGCGGAGCCUUAUUGAUAAGAUCUCCUCUCAGGUUGACGACGUGAAGAAGAAACACAGCAUGAUUCUGUCAGCGCCCAAUCCUGAUGACAGAACUAAGGAGGAGUUGGAGCAGCUUACCGUAGAGAUCAAAAAGAAUGCUAACACUGUACGAACAAAGCUCAAAUCCAUGCAGCAGAGUCUUCCUCCAGAUGACAACGCCAGCCGUGGCUCAGUGGAUGUCCGUAUUCAGAGGACCCAGUACACUGUUUUGUCUCGGAAGUUUGUGGACGUGAUGACACAAUACAACGAGACCCAAGUGUCCUUCAGAGAGAAGUGCAAAGGCCGAAUCCAGAGACAGCUGGAAAUCACUGGAAGAGUGACAACGAACGAGGAACUCGAGGACAUGCUGGAGAGUGGCAACCCCGCAAUUUUCACCUCCGACAUCAUCUCCGACUCUCAGAUUACACGACAGGCCCUGAAUGAGAUCGAAUCCAGACACAAAGAUAUCAUUCGCCUGGAGUCCAGCAUUAAAGAGCUGCAUGAGAUGUUUGUGGACAUGGCGAUACUGGUGGAAACUCAGGGUGAGAUGAUUAACAACAUAGAGAAGAAUGUGACCAAUGCUGUGGAGUACGUCGGCCAUGCCAAAGAGGAGACAAAGAAAGCUGUUAGGUACCAGAAGAAAGCCCGCAGGAAAGUGGUCUAUCUGGCUAUUUGUGUAGCGGUAUGUGUCAUCCUGCUAGCCAUUAUAAUUGGCACUUCCCUUGCGUAGCAUGGACAACGUCCCAGAUUGAAACAACAAGAGGAACGGCUCACGGCAAUAUUCCCGUGAAACGAUAGCCUCUGCUCAGGUCUUUUAGAGUUUUCCCACACGCUUCAGGAGACACGGAAGAGC
Molecule: messenger RNA, 987 nt
Organism: Chanos chanos (milkfish)
Lineage: Eukaryota; Metazoa; Chordata; Actinopteri; Gonorynchiformes; Chanidae
Gene: stx2b
Product: syntaxin 2b
Exons: 10
Coding region: 1-864 (287 amino acids)
Biological process (GO): synaptic vesicle fusion to presynaptic active zone membrane; exocytosis; intracellular protein transport
Cellular component (GO): SNARE complex; presynaptic active zone membrane; endomembrane system
Molecular function (GO): SNAP receptor activity; SNARE binding
Source: RefSeq, a predicted model, not a curated record